This is a messenger RNA of Kluyveromyces lactis, 741 nucleotides long. It is a transcript of the gene VPS28, whose product is annotated as ESCRT-I subunit protein VPS28. Gene Ontology annotation, biological process: protein transport to vacuole involved in ubiquitin-dependent protein catabolic process via the multivesicular body sorting pathway. Gene Ontology annotation, cellular component: ESCRT I complex. NCBI's taxonomy places the organism in Eukaryota, Fungi, Ascomycota, Saccharomycetes, Saccharomycetales, Saccharomycetaceae. The transcript has a single exon. Gene Ontology annotation, molecular function: protein-containing complex binding. The record is from RefSeq and is a predicted model, not a curated record. Bases 1 to 741 code for a protein of 246 amino acids.
AUGUCGGAUUAUAGGGCUCCGGUGAACCACUAUGGAAGCAGAAAUAGCACAAGGCCGUUAAACCCAAAGCUUUUAGAGGAAAUCCAGCCGUUUGAUUUGAAUGCACAACCAAGGGAAAAAGAGAUCGUGGAUACUCUUGGCGAGAUCUAUUCAAUAAUAAUAACACUCGACCAUGUAGAGAAAGCAUUUUUGAAAGACGAUAUAGGCAGUGAAGAAUACACGCGGCUUGCCAAUAAGCUAAUAAAUCAAUACAGGACAUAUCUCAGUGAUGAAGAUGUAGAGGAACAGUUUAAGAGCCUUGAUCAUUUUAAAGCAAAAUGGCAAAUUACGGCUUCCAAUGCAAUCACAAGGCUGGAGAGAGGCAUUCCAGUAACUGUAGAACAUGGAACCAGCGGUGACACAGAUUCUUUGGACAAUUCGAGAGCGGCCGAUAAUACCACAAACUUAAAUAAAUACAGUGGAAAGCGUGUUGCAGAGGCUACAGGAAAUUUCAUCACCGUAAUGGACGCAUUGAAACUAAAUUACAAGACCAGAGAACAGCUUCAUCCGUUAAUGGCGGAGUUAUUGCUAAGUAUAAAUAGGGUCACCAGUAAUGACUUCGAAAACCGAAGUAAGUUAGUGGAAUGGAUAGUCAAAAUCAAUAAAUUACCCAAGGACGAGCAACUUUCGGAUGCCGAUUCUCAACAGCUACUAUACUCAUUAGAAAGUGCAUAUAAAUCAUUUUACACUUUACUAGAAUAA